Aspergillus japonicus CBS 114.51 is the source of this 4492-nucleotide messenger RNA. Its product is annotated as Serinc-domain-containing protein. Gene Ontology annotation, biological process: mismatch repair. Lineage: Eukaryota; Fungi; Ascomycota; Eurotiomycetes; Eurotiales; Aspergillaceae. The transcript is spliced from 7 exons. Gene Ontology annotation, molecular function: ATP hydrolysis activity; ATP binding; mismatched DNA binding. Gene Ontology annotation, cellular component: MutLalpha complex; membrane. The record is from RefSeq and is a predicted model, not a curated record. The coding region runs from base 140 to 4492 and encodes 1450 amino acids.
GCUGCCUGCCUGGCUUGGUCUGCAGUCCCUGCCACAAACGACUUACACUUCUUGUUCACCACUUGCAGUACUGCGACUGUUCAACGCUAUUGAUAUCAAAUCACUCCUCGAGAAGACAUAGAGGCAUUGAAGGUCCAUCAUGGGUGCCCUUCUGUCUCUGCCUUUGCUGGCAAUCCCGAGCGCCAGCACGCUCAUCACCCUUGCGACUUCCUGCUGCGGCGCUGCGACCUGUUCUGCAGUAUGUAGCGCAUGUGGCAAGUUCCAGAAUAGCAUGGCGACGAGAAUUGCCUACGCUUUCAUCCUCCUGUUCAACUCAAUCGUAUCCUGGAUCAUGCUCACGCCCUGGGCGCUCAAGAAACUCCAGCACAUGACUUUGGACUAUAUGGAAAUCCGGUGUGAUGGCAAGGAAUGUCACGGAUGGGUCGCGGUGCAUCGCAUCAACUUCGGUCUUGGCCUGUUUCAUUUGAUCCUCGCCCUCGCCCUGCUCGGGGUGAGGUCCUCCAAGGAUGGCCGUGCCGUCCUGCAGAAUGGGUUCUGGGGUCCGAAGAUCAUCCUGUGGCUCGCCCUCGUGGUCACGUCCUUCUUCAUCCCGGAAUCGUUCUUCUUCGUCUAUGGCCACUACAUCGCCUUCUUCUGCGCCAUGCUUUUCCUGCUCCUCGGGCUGAUCCUCCUCGUGGACCUGGCCCACUCUUGGGCCGAAAUCUGCCUGCAGAAGAUCGAGGACCAGGACUCCCGGACUUGGCGCGGUCUGCUCAUUGGCUCGACCGUGGGCAUGUACCUGGCAUCGCUCGUCAUGACGAUCCUGAUGUAUGUCUUCUUCGCCCACAGCGGAUGCUCCAUGAACCAGGCUGCGAUUACGAUCAACCUCGUCAUCUUCCUGAUCAUCUCGAUCAUCUCGGUGCAGCCCAUCGUGCAGGAGUCCAACCCCCGCGCGGGACUGGCCCAGGCCGCGAUGGUGACGGUCUACUGCACGUACCUGACCAUGUCAGCUGUGUCCAUGGAACCGGACGACCGGCACUGCAACCCGUUGAUUCGGGCGCGGGGCACCCGCACCGCGAGCAUUGUGCUGGGCGCGAUCGUCACGAUGGCCACGAUCGCAUACACCACGACGCGGGCGGCCACUCAGGGGAUCGCGCUGGGGUCCAAGGGCGGGAAUAGCUACUCGCAGCUGCAGUCGGAUGACAACGAGCACGGCCUCGUGACCCAGCAGCCCAGCAGCCGGCGGGAGAUGCGGGCCGAGGUGCUCCGUGCGGCAGUGGCCAGCGGCAGCCUGCCCGCCAGCGCCCUCGACGAGAGCGACGACGAGUCCGACGAGUACGACACCAAGGACGACGAGAAGGGCUCGACGCAGUACAACUACUCCCUGUUCCACAUCAUCUUCUUCCUGGCGACCACCUGGGUGGCCACGCUGCUCACGCAGAACCUGGACCCCGAGGCGGCCGACGACUUUGCGCCCGUGGGCCGGACUUACUGGGCCAGCUGGGUGAAGAUCAUCAGCGCCUGGGUCCACCAAAUCCAAUCCGGCCAAGUCAUCACCGACCUCUGCUCCGUCGCGAAGGAGCUGGUCGAAAACAGCCUCGAUGCCGGCGCCACCUCCAUCGAGGUGCGCUUCAAAAACCACGGGCUCGAUCUCAUCGAGGUCCAAGAUAACGGCAGCGGGAUCGCGCCGGAGAACUAUGAGAGUUUGGCGCUCAAACACCACACGUCCAAGCUAUCGACCUUCACCGACCUGAACACGCUGCACACCUUCGGCUUCCGCGGCGAGGCGCUCUCGUCGCUGUGCGCGCUGUCCAGCUUCCACGUCGUGACGGCCCAGGCGCACCAGGCGCCCAAGGCGACGCGGCUGGACUUCGCGCCGUCCGGCCGGCUCCAGAAAACGCAGCUCGUGGCGGGACCGAAGGGCACGACCGCGGCGGUGGCACAGAUCUUCCGGGGCCUGCCGGUGCGGCGGCGCGAGCUGGAGAAGAACCUCAAGCGCGAGUACGGGAAGGUCGUGAGCCUGCUGCAUGCGUACGCGUGCAUCAGCACCGGGGUGCGGUUCAGCGUGCGCAACAACACCACGACCACCGGGAAAAGCGGUGCCGCGCAGCGGAAUGUGGUGGUGUUUAGCACGAAUGGGAACGCCACGACCAAGGCCAACCUGGCGAACGUGUACGGGGCGAAGACGCUGGCGGCGCUGAUUCCGCUGGAGCUGCGGCUGGAGUUCGCGGGCGGCAUCGCGGUGCGCGGCCAUGUCUCCCGGCCCGUCGUCGGGGAGGGGCGCCAGACGCCCGAUCGCCAGAUGUUCUUUGUCAAUGCGCGGCCCUGUGCGCUGCCGCAGAUCGCCAAGGCGUUUAAUGAGGUCUAUCGCUCGUUUAAUGUCGCGCAGUCGCCGUUUGUGUUCGCCGACUUGGAGAUGGAUACGGCGGCGUAUGAUGUGAAUGUGUCGCCGGAUAAGCGGACGAUCUUGCUGCAUGAUGCGGGUCUGUUGAUUGAGGAGUUGAAGAGGGCGCUGGUGGAGUUGUUUGAGAGGGCCGAGCAGACGGUGCCGCAGGCGCAGGUGGUGGCCGCGGGGAGGCAGUCGCGGUUGCAGGGUCUGGGUUCUGGUCGGGCGGUUGCGGAUGAUGCUGGGAUGGGCGAGGAGGAGGAGGUGGAGGAGGAGGAGGACGGGGACAAGCCACAGAUCAAGACGAAGGGUGUAGUACAAACCAACGCUCAGGAUCGGAUGAAGAGCUUCUUGAGUGGACUUGGGGCUGGAGGGACUCGUGAAGAGCCCGCUGACGAUGCCUCGAACGAAACACAAGAAGCUGUGUCUGCGGAACCACAGUCUCAGCCUGACGUGUCGGAAGAGGCAGAAGAAGACAACGAGCUCUUUGUGCGGCAGAGCAGCACGCCACCAAUGUCUCGCGAGACGGCUGGUGGCUCUACACAAGACUCUCAAGCGAUCGCUCCGUCAAGUCCUCCGAUUCCCUCAACACAGGACUCAGAGAUCCCGGAAGAAACGCCGAGUAUCGUGCAGAACGCCUUCGAUCGCAUGCGGCCCAGACGCAUGCCGGCCGAGAUCGCCACGAUCACCAUUGGUGACCGGACCGUCACCUCCGUGAUAGGAAGUGGUGUCCCGAAGAAGAGAUUCAGUGACUCCACCGGGCCAAGCGGCUCUACCAGGAAGAGGCGGAUACACACGCCGGCCCGGCCGAGUAUUUUUGGCAAGCACAUGCGCGACUUCGCCGCUCCGGGGUCUCAGCUGGCGCAGGACGAGAGUGAGGGGGAUGAGGAGAUUGAGGAUGAGUACUCUGAUGAAGUCGAAGAACAAGACGAGGUGGAUGAGGAUGCCGAAGUAGACGAGAUGGAGGAAGAUGAUGCAGAGCAGAUGGAAGAGACCGGCUCUGAAGCUUCUGCGCACUCCGGUCAUGAAAGUGAACACCCUGACGCCGCUGCCGAUGAGGCAACCGAUGAGAACGAAACUAUCACACAACCCGCGCAAGAACAUAUGACCGAGGAAGAGAAGAAGCAACAUGAAGAGGCCGAAGUGCAGCGGCUGAUCCAACAGGCGGAGGACAAGGCCGCCCUCCCGCACAACAGCGAGAAGCGGGCCAUCAAAAUGAACAAGGGCGCCGCGCACCGCGACUCCACGGUCCAGCUUGUGACCACUGUCGACGGCUCCCUACCCAAGAUCCAGUCCCGAUUCAGCCAACUCCAGACCUGCCUUCGUCGCGCGGAAGCCGACACUACUCAGAACCCAGCCGAGGUGGCGGGAACCCAGGCGACCGCGGAAGAGCGACUGUCGCUGACGGUCAGCAAGGACGAUUUCGCGCGGAUGCGGAUCAUCGGCCAGUUCAACCUGGGGUUCAUUCUGGCGACGCGACCCGGCGCCGGCGCCUACAAGGAUGAACUGUUCAUCAUCGACCAGCACGCCUCGGACGAGAAGUACAACUUCGAGCGGCUGCAGGCGGAGACAGUGGUGCAGAACCAGCGGCUGGUGCGGCCCAAGCAACUGGACCUGACGGCGGUCGAGGAGGAGGUGGUGAUCGAGAACCAGGCGGCGCUGGAGAAGAACGGGUUCGUGGUGGAGGUGGACGACAGCGGGGACGAGCCGAUCGGCCGCCGCUGCCGGCUGGUGUCGCUGCCGCUGAGCAAGGAGGUGGUCUUCGGGGAGCGCGACCUGGAGGAGCUGAUCGUGCUGCUGUCGGAGAUGCCCGCGACGAGCGGGAGCGAGGAAGUGCCCCGCCCGACCAAGGUGCGGAAGAUGUUCGCCAUGCGGGCGUGUCGGUCGAGCAUCAUGAUCGGGAAGAACCUGACGACGCGGCAGAUGCAGCGGGUGGUGCGCAACAUGGGCACGAUCGACAAGCCGUGGAACUGUCCGCAUGGGCGGCCUACGAUGCGACAUCUGAUGAGUCUGGGGGAGUGGGAUGAAUGGGAUGAAUGGGGGGCGGGGGAGGACGAGGGGCGAGAUCGGUUGGAUCUCUGGCGGGAGUAUUUUGAGGAGAUGGAGGAGGAGGAAGCUGAGGAUUAA